This is a messenger RNA of Chironomus riparius, 2069 nucleotides long. The record is from the annotation of a GenBank genome assembly. Lineage: Eukaryota; Metazoa; Arthropoda; Insecta; Diptera; Chironomidae.
UGGACGGGAGAUAUAGCACAGUAGAGAAGUUUUCUGUAAAUUUUGACGUAUUUAUCAGAUAGACACAGUUUUUUUAAAAAAAAGUCUUCUCUAGUUUCAUUAGCCAUAAAUUAAGUUCUAAUUAUUUUGGAUGUGUGAGAGCGCUUGAUUAGCGCUAAAAGUGUGAUCUUUACCACGCAGUCUAACAACAAGUGUCGUACGAUAACCUUGAGUUUGAAAUUUACAUUGAAAAAGUUUGUAAUUUUCAUAUCGAAUGGACACAAAAAUUACAUUCCAAAAAACUUCAUGUUAUUUUUGCUCAGAAUGGUUGGAUGAUAAGACAGUCAAGGGACAUUUAUUAACUUGUGGACAAGUGCUUGAAAAAUGUCCUUACAAUUGCUUGUCAUACAUUCAACGAAAAAACAUGGACAAUCACGUUAAAAAUUGUGUAAAACGAGAUGAAAAAUCAGUCCUUGUUCAGAAUGUAGCGGAUGAUAUCCAAAAUGAAAGAUUAAUGUCAAUUGAAGAAAAUUUGACAUUUUUAAGAAAAUCAUUGAAUGAGGAAAUAAGAAUGCGGCAUGAUUUGAUUGUGGAACUUGGUCAUUUAAAAAAAAGAAAUCAGAUAACAGACGAAUGGACAAGUAAAGUAAGUGAGGUUCUGAAUCUCUUACAAAAAAGGAUUGAGGAAGAAAAGGAAUGCAGACAGCUAGAGAUAAAGGAUUUUCAUGGAGUUAUUGACAACUUACUAAAGCAAUUUCAAGAAAUAAAAGGAUUUCGAAAAGAUAUGGCACGAACAUUAGGCAGCAUAGAAACGAAAAUUGUAUCCAAAACCAAUCUUGAUACAAAUGCAGCAUAUGAAGAUGAUGUUCCUGAAUGGAAAACUACAUGUAAACGCCUCGAAAAUGAACUUGAACGCCUACGUUUUCAAUCGUCUGAUGAUAUAAAUGAUUGCGUAAAAUAUAUCUCUGCUAUAAACGAUAAAAUGAACCAAAUAGAGAUGCUGCAACAAAAUCAGCAUAACAUUACAGAUGAUGGAUUAAUGCAUUCGCUAUCGCGUUUAGACAAAAUUGAAACGGAAUUAACGGCAACGUCAGGAUUAUUGAGUAAUGUCAAUGAUCGAACUGUCAAGACUGAUUACAAUGUAAAGCAGCUGUUGAAUACAGUCAACGAAAUUGAAGAUAAAUCUGAUAAAGUUGUUAAACAAGUAGAUAUCUAUAAAGAACUAGUCUAUGAGACCAAACAAAGCUUAGCUGAUCUCGAAGAACAUUUACGUGUUCAGAGGCAGUUUAAUAUGAUAACAAACAUUCGAGGACAUUUAAUAUGGCGUAUAAAUCAUUAUGAAAGGAAAUUAAAUGAUGCAAAAGAAUCCGAAGUUCCUCUCAAGAGUCCACUAUUUUCAAAUAAGCAUUACGGAUAUUCUCUUCGCCUGGAUGUUUAUUUGAAUGGCAUUGGGACAUGGAAAAAUCGAAAUUUGAUUGCUUGUCUCACAGUCGUAAAUGGUGAUUAUGACACCCUCCUUCCAUGGCCGUGUAAAUUAAAAGCAGACAUAAUCCUUAGAGAACAGCCUGAAAAUCUAAAUGAUGCGACUGACAUAACCAAACUUGUUAUCACCAAAAAACGAAAUGAUAGAUUAGAAUACCAAAACCAAUUUAUACAUAUUCCCCAUCAAGUUAUCAACAGUGGAGCAUACAUUCGCAAUGACUCAAUUGUGUUAGAAGUCAAAAUUCUUAAGACUUUUGAUUCAUAUAAUGGCUUUAAACCUGACACACCAAAUUCAGGAACGCCAACAACGCAAAUCAUAUAAUUUCUCCUUCGUCACUUACUGCAAAGAAUUUUUUUUGUAAUUAUUGGUUUAAAGUUAAUUUUUAUUUUUAUUCAUAAUUUGAUUGUAUUUUACAAUAUUUUUUGUACAACUGUCAUAAUAACAUAAAAUAUAUAUUUUUUUAUGAUUUUUUACUUUUAAAAGUUAAUGACUUUUAUAUAAGAUGAACAGCAAAAUUGUAUGCGCAAAAGUCUUUAAGUAAAUGCAAGAAUAACAAGAAUUAUUUUUUUAAUUAAAUUUUAAACUCAAGAUUUAUCUAGUUGUAUGA